This is a messenger RNA of Aspergillus japonicus CBS 114.51, 841 nucleotides long. Its product is annotated as SNAP receptor SEC22. NCBI's taxonomy places the organism in Eukaryota, Fungi, Ascomycota, Eurotiomycetes, Eurotiales, Aspergillaceae. The record is from RefSeq and is a predicted model, not a curated record. Gene Ontology annotation, molecular function: SNAP receptor activity. Gene Ontology annotation, biological process: retrograde vesicle-mediated transport, Golgi to endoplasmic reticulum; endoplasmic reticulum to Golgi vesicle-mediated transport; vesicle fusion with Golgi apparatus. The transcript has 5 exons. Bases 100 to 747 code for a protein of 215 amino acids. Gene Ontology annotation, cellular component: endoplasmic reticulum membrane; endoplasmic reticulum-Golgi intermediate compartment; ER to Golgi transport vesicle membrane.
GUAGAACAACAGCGAUAGCUGGCGUCUGCAAUACUGUCACCGACGCAGCAGUUAGCUUGUUUUCUGAAGAAAAUCAACUCUCGAUAUCUUACUGUCAAGAUGGUUAGGUCAACUCAAAUCGCCAGAAUCGAUGGCUUGAUGUUGGCAGCGUCGGUGGAUGAUGAACAGUCCGAGGUGGAGCUGUCAGAGAUCAAGUCUCAGGCGAAGAUGAUAUUCCGUCGCUUGAACCGUAAUUCAGAGCCGCAGGCGAGCAUUGAAUCCGGCCAGUUCAGUCUACACUAUAUCAUCCAAGACGACAUUUGCUUCCUCUGCAUAUGCGAUCGCUCCUACCCCCGCAAGCUUGCCUUCACUUAUCUCGCCGACCUUGCGACCGAAUUCACCACCACAUACUCGCCGACACAGUACCAGUCCCCCACCCUGCGACCGUACGCCUUUGUGGAGUUUGAUACCUUCAUCCAGCGGACCAAGAAGCUUUACCAGGACAGCCGUGCGUCGGCGAACCUUGACCGUUUGAAUGACGAACUUCGGGAUGUGACAAAGGUGAUGACCAAGAACAUCGAGGACCUACUGUACCGUGGUGAUAGCUUGGAGCGCAUGGGAGAGUUGUCCGGCCGGCUUCGGGAAGACAGCAAGAAGUACAGGAAAGCGGCGGUCCGCAUCAACUGGGAGCUGCUUGUCAAGCAGUACGGCCCAUUCGCAGGCGUCGGCUUCAUUCUCCUUUUCAUGAUCUGGUGGCGCUUCUUCUAAUUCUGCGCUUGGCAGCUACAAAUUUGUAUACCCACUAAUAUGAAUGUAUGCAUAGUUAAUGUCUUCGGUGGAUGCAGGACACCAUCGUCCUUGG